Molecule: messenger RNA, 1407 nt
Organism: Raphanus sativus (radish)
Lineage: Eukaryota; Viridiplantae; Streptophyta; Magnoliopsida; Brassicales; Brassicaceae
Product: replication protein A 70 kDa DNA-binding subunit B-like
Exons: 9
Coding region: 1-1407 (468 amino acids)
Source: RefSeq, a predicted model, not a curated record
AUGGGUUCCAUAAUCAAUAUCAGCAAUGUGAGUGAUAUUAAGCCUUACAAACCUGAAUGGAGGGUCGAGGUCAAAGUUCUUCAUAAGUGGGUUUCUUUCAGUCUCCAGUAUGGUGCUUCUAUUGAGAUGGGUGUAAAAAUCCAUGCCAGCUGCAGACAAUCUCUGAUGCCAAAACUUGAGACUAUAUUUCGUGUUGGUGAAUGGAUAGUUGUUACUAACUUUGCAUUAGUUACAGCUUUUGGUUUAUACAGGACGACCAGCCACCUCUACAAGAUGGUUUUCAGAAAUGAGACUACAAUAACUGAUUCAAGUCUACACUGUGACAACAUGUUCCUAGAUCUCUAUGAUUUUGAGAACAUGUUAAACGGUUCCCAUGACACAAGAUUUCUUAUUGAUGUUAUGGGUGAAGUCUUAGAUCUUGGUGUGUUUAACAAUGUUCAAAAUGGAAGAACCGAAGUAAACAAAGUGGAGUUUACUCUUAGAGAUAUCAAGGAUAAUCGUAUCCAUUGUUGCAUUAUGGGAAGAUCAGCUCAUAUUUUGGCCGAUGAUGCCCAUAAACUAAACAAUGGAGAUAUCUGUUUAAUCAGAUUUGCUAAACUUCAAAACCUAGCUGGAAAAAUUCAAGUAUCAAAUGCUUUUGAUUGCUCAUUGGUUUUGAUAAACCCAUCUAUAGAGGAAGCACGAGCACUGAAUAGAAGGUUUAAUGGUGAUGAAAGCUCUGGUGUUAAAACAAUUAUUCACCAAGCUGCAAGUGACAAGAUUGAAAUACAGAAUAAGCGCCACAAAUGGUCUCAAUCUCCAUUCAAUACCAUUCAUGAGAUGAUACGAACAGCUAAGGGUGAACACUGCAGAGUCAUUUGUACUAUUUAUGCUAUUGAUACAAUGACUGGAUGGUACUAUUUUGCUUGUGUGGUGUGCAACAAUAAGGUUUCCAAAUCACGAAUUGCAUUUGAUGAACUAGAUGUGCAAAAAUGGUGGUGUGAAUUUUGCGAGUGUAGUGUUCUGAAGGUUUCGCCAAGAUUCAAUUUGAAUUUGCUUGUGCAAGAUCUCACUGGUGAAUCGAAAUUCAGUCUGUUAGAUUCUGAAGCUACUUACAUUGUAAAAUCUUCUGCAGCUAAAGUCCUAAAUGGUUGUUUGGAUGAGAAUGAAAUGAAAGAUAUCUUGCCAUCUGCAAUCGUGGACAUUGUUGGCAAAACUUAUGGUUUUGGGAUUUCGGUUGAUGAUAAUAAUGGUUCUCUUGGAAUUCAGUUCAAUGCCAUAAAAGUUUGGAAUCUUAAUGAUAUAAUGUGGAAGAGAAUCAAGUCACUUCAUCAAAUGUCUACCAGUUCAAGGAAGAAGCGAUGCAUAAUUUUAAAUGAGGUUGAAAACAAAGACUUUCAGGGAGAUGAAGACCAUAAAAGUGGCUGA